AUGGCUUUUAUCGAGACCAAAGUCUUGGGAAACGUGUUAGCUGCUCUCAGAAGAGUGGCAGCAAAUCUGGAAGAUGUGAAACCUGGGAAAUCUUGGAGCAGUGGCAUGCUUUUAUACGGCGAUCAAAAUUUAAUUACACUCAACGUAGGAGGGCAGAUAUUCAACACCAAAGCGUCAACUUAAAGAAAACAUCCAUAUUCAAGACUGGCAAGAAUGUCGAAUGGUAAAGAGCUACAUUUUAAUGUCACCAGUGGACACCUUUUCGUAGUUAAGGACUGGGACCUUUUAAGCACGGAGUAUCCAAGGAGCGGUCAAAUCACACUACCCAGUGACUUUUAAACCGAAGCACUGUUGUGUGAGGCUGCAUUCUAUAACCUUCAUGAUCUUGCUAACUUUCUGAGGAGAGGUUGACACCCGAAAACUUAGGUUCUGGAGUUGCGCGUCGCCGUCCGAGACACAUCCAGGUUCUUUACAAUACCGUGGUCUCAUAACAAGACUUCCGAAGCUUUGCCCGCGAGAAUAUCUAUAUUCGUGGAAGUCCAUGUCGGCCAAACCGCAAGUCUACAAGUAGAGAGACCUUCGCAUCAUGACCUGGUUUUUCAGUGUCGUGUUGAUGUCCUCACCAAGAAAUGUUCGACUGCAAGAUUUGUCAUCAUUACACCAGACGACCGAAAACUUUUUAACUGCACCAGUGUUCUCGAGCUGCUGGUUGACACAGUUCUGAAGCAGGGAUUCCGUCUCAUCAGCAAAAGGACAGUUUCGGCUGAUUACAAAAUCGAGUGUUACUUGAUUGAGAGGCGACAGACUUCAGAUUCUUUAAGUACCUGCAUCUUCACCAAAGAUACCUUUGUAGUCGGGGAAGACGAGAGACGACCAGUAAUCUCCCCCAAGAGGACCCAAAACACCGCGGACGGGAUCGGCUAG
Chanos chanos (milkfish) is the source of this 924-nucleotide messenger RNA. The record is from RefSeq and is a predicted model, not a curated record. Lineage: Eukaryota; Metazoa; Chordata; Actinopteri; Gonorynchiformes; Chanidae.